CGAACUUCCCUGGGGUAGACAUAGACAGCCGGUCUCCAUUUCAAACCCUAACGCCGUCUCGGUAGCCUGUCUCGUAUCUAUCUCUCCUCUUCGAUUCCCCGUCCUUGUCUACUGUCCACUGUCCGCCAUCAUCAGUCCAUCGUUCCCACCACUCCACUUCCGACAGAUCUAAACAAACCCCAUCAAGGCAUUGCUUCUUGUGCUCCACGAUGGCUGCUGCAGCGAGCUCGACUUCGGCCACCGCCGCCCCGGUUUUUCCCCAUAGCCAUGUCGGUUUCGAUAGCAUCACCUCUCAGAUCGAGCGGAAACUCCUCAAGCGUGGCUUCCAGUUCAACGUCAUGUGCGUUGGACAAACCGGUCUGGGAAAAUCGACUCUGAUCAACACCAUCUUCGCCUCGCAUUUGAUCGACUCCAAGGGCCGCCUCACCCCCAAUGAUCCCGUUCGCUCGACCACCGAAAUCCAAACCGUUUCCCAUAUCAUCGAGGAGAACGGUGUCCGCCUCAGACUGAACAUCGUCGACACUCCGGGGUACGGUGAUCAGGUCAACAAUGACAGAUGCUGGGACCCAAUCGUGAAAUAUAUCAAGGACCAACACUCCGCCUACCUUCGGAAGGAGCUUACGGCUCAGCGCGAUCGCUAUAUCCAAGAUACCCGCAUCCAUUGCUGCUUGUUCUUCAUUCAACCCUCAGGCCAUGCUCUCAAGCCGAUCGAUAUCGUCGUCCUCAAGAAACUGUCUGACGUCGUCAACGUCGUCCCGGUGAUCGCCAAGGCCGACUCGCUUACUUUCGAGGAGCGCCAGGCAUUCAAGGAAAGAAUCAAGGAGGAAUUCUCCUUCCACAACCUGAAGAUGUACCCCUACGACAAUGAGGAGCUCGACGAUGAGGAGCGUGCAGUCAACGUCCAGAUCAAGGACAUCAUCCCCUUCGCCGUGGUGGGUAGCGAGAAAACCAUAGUUGUCAACGGCCAGCAGGUUCGCGGUCGCCAAAACCGUUGGGGUGUGAUCAACGUCGAGGAUGAGAAUCAUUGCGAAUUCGUCUACCUGAGGAACUUCCUCACCCGCACUCACCUCCAGGAUCUCAUCGAAACCACUAGCCAGAUCCAUUACGAGACGUUCCGUGCUAAGCAGCUGCUGGCUCUGAAGGAGAGCAGUGCCGCUGGCGGCCACAGUGCUGGAAGCCGUCCCAUCAGCCCCUCUGCUGACCGGGAGCUCAGCCGCAACUCGCAACGGAUGACUAUGAAUGGCUAUUAGACCACAACAAAAAAAGCAAAUGAGCUGCGGAGAAUGCGUUGCAGUACCGAGCGAAGCGAGCGUUAGGUACAGGCUGUUUCUUCAUGGAGAAGCCAGUGAAAAAUAGCCUUGGAGACCCAUUAUUUUUCCUUUUUUUUUAUUGCCUCUUUACCACCAAGUUCAUACCAGCACGUUCUUACAUAUAUCCUUUUAACUUCUGGUGUCUUUUCGUUCUAGUCUUUUUUUUUUGGUCCUCGUUUGAUUUCAUCUUAUUCUCUCCUAGUUCGGGAAUGAUUUGGGCUUGCCUCGCCUCGACAUGAUAUAUCCUUAUCACACAAUCCAAAGCGAAACUAGCGGCAGAAUCCGAGUGUGACUUUUUUUCAUGUACUUAAUCUGCCUAAUUCUCGUCUGUUCGGGGAAUAUAUUAUUCAAAUGUGACGAGGAAUCCCACUAAAC
Molecule: messenger RNA, 1685 nt
Organism: Aspergillus candidus
Lineage: Eukaryota; Fungi; Ascomycota; Eurotiomycetes; Eurotiales; Aspergillaceae
Gene: aspD
Product: septin aspD
Exons: 6
Coding region: 210-1250 (346 amino acids)
Biological process (GO): cytoskeleton-dependent cytokinesis
Cellular component (GO): septin ring; septin complex; cell division site
Molecular function (GO): GTPase activity; GTP binding; molecular adaptor activity
Source: RefSeq, a predicted model, not a curated record